Messenger RNA from Papaver somniferum (opium poppy), 1137 nucleotides. RefSeq lists its product as uncharacterized. Lineage: Eukaryota; Viridiplantae; Streptophyta; Magnoliopsida; Ranunculales; Papaveraceae. The record is from RefSeq and is a predicted model, not a curated record. The transcript is spliced from 4 exons. Bases 1 to 1137 code for a protein of 378 amino acids.
AUGGUGCAGAAAAAUCAGCAAACGACUUAUGAUGCAAUCAAGGAGUUGCAGACACAAAUGAGAACCAUGGCAGGUAGAUUGAACCAUUUGGAGACGCAGAAUAGUGGGGAACUCCCUUCUAAACCUCUUAACCCAAAAGAUUCUGUCAACGUUGUGACAUUGAGAAGUGGUACACGAACUGUGCAACCAGAAGAUGCUGAGAAAAAUAAAGACCCUAAGGGGCCGAUUUUGGAGACAGAGAUUACUGACCCUUCCCAAACCAAAGAGGUACCUAAAACAAACUUUAAACCUCCUGUUUCCACUUACGUUCCUCCUUUUCCUUUUCCUCGCAGGAAGAUUCAUGUGAACAUUACACUGAUAGAUGCGAUUAAACAAGUCCCUAAGUAUGCGAGAAUUCUUAAGGACUUGUGCACCAAUAAGCAACGGUUGAUCGGUAAUGAGGUAAUGAAAGUGGGGGAAAAUGCUUCAGCUAUCUUGCAAAAGAAACUCCCACUUAAAUGUAAAGACCCCGGUAGUUUUGAUAUUCAUGUUGUUAUUGGUAACACACAGUUUAAUAAGGCUAUGCUUGAUUUAGGAGCAUCCGUAAAUGUUAUGCCUGUAUUUAUAUAUGAAUCUCUUAAUUUAGGUCCUUUAAAAGAAACCGGAAUUACUUUACAAUUGGCUGACUGUUCUAACGUGUACCCUAGAGGUAUUAUUGAGGAUGUGCUUGUGCAGGUAAACCAGCUAAUUUUUCCAGCGGAUUUCUGUGUGUUGGAGAUGACAGAUGGAUCAACUGACACAUCUCUACCUUUACUUCUUGGACGACCAUUUAUGAGCACAUCUAGAACUAAAAUUGAUGUGCAUGAUGGUUCGUUGACUAUGGAAUUUGAUGGAGAACAAAUGUGCAAUAUGAAUGGGGUGGAUGCGCUUAAAACCGUGUUGACUACACCCAUUGAUGAUGGUUUGGAGUGUGGUGACGAUCCAAAGCUAGAACUGAAACCUCUUCCAGAUCACCUAAAAUACUUGUAUUUAGGUGAUAAAGAGGAGUUACCAGUAAUAGUUUCUAAGGAACUAACUGAAUUGCAGGAACAAAGACUUCUUCGAGUGUUGAGGGAGUACAAAACAACCAUAGGAUGGACAAUUGAUGAUAUCAAGUGA